Molecule: messenger RNA, 2063 nt
Organism: Cynara cardunculus var. scolymus (artichoke)
Lineage: Eukaryota; Viridiplantae; Streptophyta; Magnoliopsida; Asterales; Asteraceae
Product: beta-hexosaminidase 1
Exons: 15
Coding region: 75-1745 (556 amino acids)
Biological process (GO): carbohydrate metabolic process; glycosaminoglycan metabolic process
Cellular component (GO): membrane
Molecular function (GO): beta-N-acetylhexosaminidase activity
Source: RefSeq, a predicted model, not a curated record
UGGAUCAUCUUGUCGCAACACUCCCAAGGUCAACACACACUUCACCCUCUUUCUUCUCCGAUCUCCCCCCAAAAAUGUCACCCAAAUUCCCCAUCCCAAACCUCCAAUCACCACGCUAUUUCUUCACCCUUCUAUCUAUCCUUCUAUAUUUAACACCAAUUAUCAGCUCUCGAACCCUACCAACAAUCGCUUCUUUUUCACACCUAUCCCACGAUUCAUCCAUCACAUAUUUAUGGCCGUUGCCGUCAGAAUUCACUUCCGGUAAUGAAACCUUGGCGGUGGAUCCUGAUCUAUCGCUCUCCGUUUCCGGCAAUGGCGGAAAUUCUGUUAUUAUUACAGAGGCGUUUGAGAGAUACAGAACAAUUAUAUUUAAGCACGUUGGUAGCUCCAAAUUUGGAGGGAUCAGGACCUUAGGUUAUGAUAUUAGUAAACUUACUAUCGUUGUUAAUUCCAACGACGAAGAGCUUCAACUUGGUGUUGAUGAGAGCUAUACUUUGUUGGUGGCGAAGAAUAAUGGGCUUUCUGUUAUUGGUGAGGUUACCAUUGAGGCAAACACAGUUUAUGGUGCAUUGCGUGGAUUAGAGACAUUCAGCCAAUUAUGCGGUUUCGACUAUGGAACUAAAACUGUACAAAUCUACAAAGCUCCAUGGUUUAUCAGAGACAAGCCAAGAUUUGUGUUUCGUGGGCUAUUGCUUGAUACUUCAAGACACUAUUACCCAAUUGAAAUAAUCAAGCAAAUAAUUGAAUCUAUGUCAUACGCUAAACUUAAUGUUCUUCAUUGGCACAUCAUAGAUGAGCAGUCAUUUCCUUUAGAAGUACCUGCAUAUCCAAAGCUAUGGGAAGGUGCAUAUACAAAGUGGGAGCGGUAUAGUGUGGAGGAUGCUUAUGAAAUAGUCAACUUCGCAAAAAUGAGAGGUAUCAAUGUUAUGGCAGAGAUUGAUAUUCCUGGUCAUGCAGAAUCAUGGGGUAAUGGGUAUCCUGAUCUGUGGCCUUCAGAUUCCUGUAAAGAACCUUUGGAUGUUUCAAAGAACUUCACUUUUGAGGUGCUUUCUGGAAUUUUAGAAGACAUGCGGCAAAUAUUUCCAUUUGAGCUCUUCCAUUUAGGAGGUGAUGAAGUCAAUACUGAUUGUUGGAGGAAUACGCCACAUGUGAACCAGUGGCUUCAGGAGAUGAACAUGACAGCUAAGGACGCAUAUCAGUACUUUGUGCUCCGAGCUCAAGAGAUAGCAAUAUCAAAAAACUGGACCCCUGUCAAUUGGGAAGAAACCUUCAACACAUUUGCUGGAAAGCUUAAUCCACGGACUGUUGUGCACAACUGGUUGGGCCCUGGCGUUUGUCCAAAGGUCGUUGCACAAGGCUUUAAGUGCAUCUACAGCAAUCAAGGGGUUUGGUAUCUUGAUCAUUUGGACGUCCCAUGGGACGGAUUUUACGAUGCUGAACCACUAGAAGGGAUAACGGAUGCUUCUCAGCAAAAACUUGUGCUUGGUGGAGAAGUUUGUAUGUGGAGUGAGACUGCCGAUCCCUCAAAUGUUCAGCAAACAAUAUGGCCUCGUGCUGCAGCUGCUGCAGAGCGGUUGUGGAGCUCAAUGGAAGCGGCACCAAGAAGCAACACCUCAGAGACUGCAUUAACAAGGUUGCAACACUUCCGGUGCCUGUUAACAAGGCGUGGUGUUCAAGCUAGCCCAGUAACGAACCUGUAUGCUCGAAGCCCUCCUUCUGGUCCAGGUUCAUGCUACGAGCAGUAAGUCGUCAUCGUCAGUAUAUAUUAUUGGUUUCCCAGAAAUUCCAGGUGGAUUUAUGCAUGGUUGGUUGUAUUUCCUAUUAAAGCAAACAAGCAAAGUGUGUGUAUGUGUGUGUAUGUGUGAAACACGACGAUCAAACAUCUAUUUUGUUGUAGAAUGUGUGUUUACGUUCGUUCAUCUCUAUAUUUCGUCAAUCUACAUUUUUCUUGACAUUAGUUAUUGCUUCGGUAAUUAGCUUUUCUCAAUCGAGUAAUGAGUAUGUAAUCAUCUGACUCGGAUUGUGUUUAUACUUUUGUUAAUGAUUUUGUUAUCAUUUGAAUC